Pseudozyma hubeiensis SY62 is the source of this 2667-nucleotide messenger RNA. RefSeq lists its product as hypothetical. Gene Ontology annotation, biological process: lipid metabolic process. The coding region runs from base 1 to 2667 and encodes 888 amino acids. The record is from RefSeq and is a predicted model, not a curated record. The transcript has a single exon. Lineage: Eukaryota; Fungi; Basidiomycota; Ustilaginomycetes; Ustilaginales; Ustilaginaceae.
AUGAGCGAGCUUCCACCUGGAUCAUUCGCACACGGUGUCGAGCAGCCUAGCCCUAGCACCGCAGACACCACCGCAGCUCCUGCUGUCAUCUCACCGACCAUCGAUUCGCAGUCGUUGUCCCCUCAAGAGGCCAAAGAGGUCGAAGAGGAACGCGAAGAGGCUCAGAGCCUCAGCGAGGCAGCUCUCUCCAUCCCGGACUCCGAAGCGGCUGACGAUGAUGCUGCUUCUCUCUACCAGCCAGCCAACGAGGCCGUUCCAGGUGACGCCGGCGUCGUCGUACAACAAGGACCCAGCGUAGACUGGCAGGGGGUCCUCGGCCACUCUGCAUCUGGUUUCGGCGCCGCCAAUGCUGCUACAUCAGCCUAUUUCAACUUCGCGCGUACCGCUACCGCCUUUGGUCUCAACUUUGCAAAGCGGCUCACGCAGGGCUUGGUCGCAGUGCCUGCCAUCCUUGCCGAUGGCGCGUUCACAGGCACAGCUCCUGGAGACACUUCCGGAACUCCCUCGAUCUCUCGAGCAGCGCACUCGGGCAUUGCUACCUUUUUCGACGCUAUUUCGCUCGUCGCUGUCGGUGGUAUCGACCUUACUAGUGCAGUCACCAGUGCCGGCUUAGGCGCUGCUGGUUCCGGCAUCGAGGGUAUCAGACGGGCGCUGGGUUCCGAGGUUCUUCGCAGCUUGAUGGAAUUUUCUAAGCUCGUCAAACGCGAGUGGAACCAUCAAGAUGAUUCGUUGCCGCCCGGUGGCAUCCCAGCUUAUUCGAUCAUCGGUAUCACCAAGGCCCUGUCGACUUGGGUCUGUAUCCAGCUCGUCACUCGCAACUUCCAAGAGCAGCGCAUGCUUCCCGCGCUCGACGAGAUCGACACUGAUCGCUUGAAAGAAGAGGUUGAGCAACUCAAGCAGACCCAUCACGUUGGCGCUACCACCGCUCCUCUCAUUCCAAUCACCGACGGCGCCUCAAAAGACGGCGAACACGCACAAAACCAAGCUGAUGUGCGCAUCACUUCGAACCAGGCGCUUGCAGGCGAGUACUCGGGGAACGUCAUAGGUGCCGAGAUCGGUCAUAAGCACGGAUCGAGCACUCGACUACCAGGAUCAGAACUCUCUGACGAGCCCGCUAGACCGCUUUCGGAUGCGGAGGCUGUCCACAACCUGCAGCGCUACUCGAAACUUGUCCUCGGUGUCUACGGCGGGAUAGCAUUGUUGUGGCUGAAUUCGAUGCCGGCUGACAGCAACACCAUGCCGAGCAAUGCGACUGCCAGUGGCGGUAAGGCCAAGCCCACUGCUGCACCCACAGGCAAUGUCAUCUUCUCAGCUGAAGACGAAUUCAUGCGCAAAGAUCAGGCCGAGUUUCUCGAGGCUGCGGCACAGAUGGAGCUUGAAGAUGAGGACGACGACAGGCUCGCGUCUGUUGCGGAAGCGGCAGAUGCUGCUGCCACUGGGUCGUCAACGGAGGGCGUUGUCGCCGUUGACCGGAACGGCAAUGGUCAUAGAUCGUCGUACAAUCUUUGGGACGUCAUCUCGGGUACACACGACGAAGACCUCUUCCACCACACCGCUGACCUCAAGCGUGGCGCUGUAGCGGCAGGACAGUAUGAAGAGGACUCCAACGCUGCCAGCGGUCGCACACCUUACAACCCCAAGGAUAAGGCGCGACCCAGCAAGCCCCGUUUCUACGUCGUCACUGAUCAUCCUCGUAAGACCAUCAUUCUCGUCCUUCGGGGUACGCUUUCAAUGGGCGACCUUGCCGCCGAUCUAACUUGCGAAUCCGUGCCAUUUGUCUUCGACCGCGAAGUGCAGAAGAACAUGGACGCACGUGUAGCUCAGAUGCAGGCCGCUGAGGGUGGAGCAAAACGGGCCAGCUUUGUUUCAGAGGAAGCUUUUGGUUUCCUGGUGCACGAAGGUUUUGUGAUUACCGCAAACGAGAUCGGUUACAAAGGCCGCGCCGUACAUCGUGCAGUGGCCGCUGCACUGGCAGCGAACCCUGGCUACUCGAUCGACGUCACAGGACAUUCGCUCGGCGCGGGUGUUGCGAGUGUUCUCGCGCUGAUGUGGGCGGAUCCCACAACAGGCUUGACAAUCGCUUCUUCGGGUCUUCCAGCAGGUCGAAGACUGCAUGCCUACUGCUUCGCGGUUCCCUGCGUGACUAGUUCGCAGCUCGGUCGAAGCGUCUCGUCGAUCAUCACGUCGUACACCUACUCCUACGACCUCGUCUGCCGACUGUCGCUCGGCUCGAUCCAGGACAUCCGUAACUGCUGCGCAUGGCUCUGCUAUCAGGACAAAGAAGCUCACCAUGGCGAUGGGACCAUGAACGCCCUCAUGAAGCGCGCCUUCGAGUACCAAUCCGGGCGGAUGGACGCUUCUAAGCGGGCUGAGCUGGAGCACGAUUUCUUGGUGCUCCGCAAGACCUUGGAAGCGAACAUGCACAACACGCAUCUCUAUCCUCCAGGCAAGGUGCUGUACGCUCUCACUCGGGGAAGGGACAUCCUAGAGAGUGAAGGUGGAGACGAGCGUGUCACGGUGACCGGGAGCAAACAGAGGCUAUUCAGAGUCAAAGACGAGUCGUCGGCGUUGAGAACUGUCUUCGGUCAGAUGGUGAUGAGCAGGAAUAUGCUUUCAUCCCACAUGCCCAACGCGACUCACGGUUCCUUGCACGACCUUACAGUGUAG